This is a messenger RNA of Sclerotinia trifoliorum, 5492 nucleotides long. Lineage: Eukaryota; Fungi; Ascomycota; Leotiomycetes; Helotiales; Sclerotiniaceae. The record is from the annotation of a GenBank genome assembly.
GAAAUUUAUCUAGGUCAUCUACAAAGGUAUGAAUUCACUCAACAAAAUCUCGUUUAAUUCACUCAAAUGAACUGUGGGGCGGGAUCGAGGUCUAUUCAUCUAAAGAUUUCCCCUCCUUAGCUUUCACCUUUUCCUUAGACUUGGAGCUAACCUAUUCAAACUACAUUAUUCUCUGUCCACCUGUUGUUUUUCAAAGCUAGUCUAUCUUUUCGGAGGCGCUGGACGCCGCAUCAACUAACUUUACUAGCUUCCUUCCUACAAUCUUAACCUUAUGAGUAUGCUUCCCGGCUUUCAUACUACUACCACACAACAAAAACAACAACGAUCAAGCAAGUGCCUCUCUUUUUCCAAGUCAAAUCAACACUCUUCGUCUUCCAAUCUGUUUCUCUAUCAGCAUUUACUGACGUUGCCUGAUAUAGCAUUCGUCAUCUUGGGCUCGGUGUCGUUAUUGCUCUCAAUUCGCUAUCCUGACAUCUUCUUCUCCCACAUAUUGAUCAUUACCCCGCACUUGAAGAGCACAAUCCCCUCCAAAAUUUAUUCCAAUUAUACUGGCAGGCCGUCAGGUACGACGAACCCAAGCCACAGUCUUUUAAGUUCUACCAACAUUUAACAUCCGCAUAUUUUAUCAUUAUCAGAUCCCCGCUCUUAUCACUUUCACCUUUCAAGAACCUUCCGGAGAUCAUUUAUGUCAAAAAUGGAGCUGGACGAUAGUUGGGAUCCUGAUCCUUUGCCAAACAGCAGGGUAAGGAACCAUUCUCAGCCUCGUUUCAAAGGGCAAGCGGCGCGCGACUCUAAGAUGAAAUCUCAAUACUAUCAACACUCGCAAACUUCUUACCCACAGCACAGCGAUCGCAAUGCGCUAAUUAACCUUGAUGAUGAGUCGUCCGAUGAUGAAAGCUCAUCUAAUGGAUACCCCUUCCUCGUGCAACAACCACAAGUUACUCGUAAGAGAAUGAAAAGUCCCAUUCAGCAUGUGCCAGAUAGACGGAAACGGCAUCAGAGCGAACACGCGAGUGGGACUGGUCGCGAUCGCAAAACAAACACAGAAGCCAUGCAUGAUCACUAUCCACAGGUCUCGCAGCCUCGUAAAAAAUCGGUACUCCGCAAUGACACUCGAUAUAAAACUCCUGUUAACAAUAAUCAUAAUGGAUAUCUCGAUGUCGAAAACACCUUCCCAAAAAGUAGAAAGUCAGAUCCGCGUAGACAUUCACGUGCAGAGGAUGCACAUCAAGAUCAAUUCUAUAUGGAAAAGGAAGAUUUCGGUGAGCAAUUCGUUAGGGAAUCUAGUUUUAUUGCUUAUCGAGGCAAUUCCUUCGCGAAGAGACGGAUGAAAGAAGAGCGAGUUUACAAUUCUGUGCCACCUAGCACUUUCUCUCAUGAACCGACUAGCCAAUAUCAUCAAAAAUCUACAAGGGCAAACCACGAGCCAGUGGUCACACCAAAGACAAAGCAGCGUCUUGAUUAUUCUCGUGCGCAAAGUGUUGGCCCGAGGAGUCCAUAUGACGAUGGUCUAAAUUUGUACCCAGGCACCGAAAAUGGUAUGCCUAGUGCUAGCAAUCGGAGAAAAAGACAGGAGCUCCAGCUUGCCUCACCAAUUUGGCAAGGCCGUGAAUGUGCUUUGCAGGAACCUUCAUCUUUGCACAGAAAGCAAGGGAACAAUGAAAAGCUUACCUUUGCGAACUCGAUUUCACCUGCCCCAAGGAACCCAUCAGUGAGAAGCAGGUCCGUUGCUCUUAGUGGAACGCAAGCCGUUACAAACCAGCCCAAAAAAUACAAUUAUGGUUUUAUUGAUGAUGACGAUAUCAAUGAAACACCGCUGGAGGAAGCACUUCAGGGCAGGCCAAACUUCCAGACGAAAAUUCAGAACACCCCGAUGAACCUUAUGAAAGCUUUACCAAAGUCCAGUGCAUUUCGAAGGAGCGAUUCUGAAGCAGCAAAACAAAUCUAUCAAAGUCCUUCUAGAGGUUUGAAUGGAGCAGUCGCUUCAAGUAUCACCAUUGAUCUCGUGACGCCUGAAAAAGCUGUCAAUUUACGUGCUUCGAUGCCUUUCAUACCUCAACAUUGGACUCCGGCAAGAAGAGGUCCUAUCAAAGUCUCUAACGCUCGAGAAAACUUUAUGCAGGAUGGCCCUGGUGCUAAUGAGGUUGAAAAUUUAACGGAGGAUGUUCAGGAACGACAAGCAGUUACCUUUAGCACUAGUAAAGUACAAUGCCCUGAAGAAAUUGCUCGACAGAGACAAGCAGCGGAGAAAAUUGUCCAGAAAGAGCUCAACGCCGAUCUUGAGGCUCUACAAAGAGAUCUUUUCGGGGAAGUUGUUAGUGAGACCGAGGAGGAAAAGCGAGAACGCGAUGAGGCAAAACGUCUUCAAGCUAAGAGAUCGCGAGAAGCCAAGAAGAAACAAGAUGCCAUUGAUGCCAAUAAUGCCAAGGCCAAACGACAGGAGAAUGAAUUGAAGGCUCAAAAAGAGCGUGAUAAGAAGGGUGCUGAGCAGCGUGAGAAAAACAAAGACGUUGCCUUAAAAAAAGCUAACCGCGACGCUGAUCGCAAUCAUCAGUCUUUGAGGGAAGCACAGGACGCAGAAAAGAGACGCAAAGAUGUCAUCAACAAGUUACAGACGAAAAAAGAAGAAAUGGCUGCGCUGAAAGUCCUCGAGGAACAAAAGCAGAUUUCGGAUAGGGAAAACAGAGAGCGCGCUGAUCAAAUGAAUAAAAUAGAACGCAACCUUCAAAAGCUUGCUGCUCAGAUGACAGCACAAGUAGCUGCCUCGUUAAAACCUGCGAGGAAGUCUGCGAAUGAGAAUGGCACUACGAUCGCAGACACUUCAGCUCCGCAAGCCACGAUUCCAACAAGCAUGGACGUCGAUAACGAAGAUUCAUUGUUCCUUCCAGAGACGCAAAUAACACCUGCUGAAGCUUCUUUAGAUGUACCGCUCACAAGCCAACCUCAGAUCCCGGAAGCCGUUCAUAGCGACUCAAAUAUGGUCCCAUCUGUAGAGGAAGAUCAAGCCCCCGCUAGUAUUGCCGAGAUCUUUGCCAAGACCAUACCAGAUACUAGUGGUGGCAACGUUCUUGAAGACAGAGAAGCGGAACGUGAAGCUGCUCGCAAAAAGAGAUUAGAUGAACAUGCAGCUGCAAAACGAAAGCGUGAGAAAUCUGUAGCCGCUGAUCCAAGUACAAACACCGCUACUAAAGCUGCUCCUAGGACGAUUUCAAAACCACCAUCAAAGGCUGCAGCUAAGGAAAAUGAGAAAAAAUGUACCGAGUCUUUGGUGAAGUCGCUAGGCAGUUCGGUGUUCAAUAUGCAACUGAAACCUCUACAUGGACUAGAUGCUUUUGUACCUCGCGAACAGCCAAAAAAUAUUAAUACUGUCAGUGAGAAGGACAAUACAGAAACCCCAGUCCUGAAAUCAUGCCCGCUUCCAUUACCUCCACCUCCUCCGAAACCUACUGCCGCUUCAAUUAGACCAGAAACCAAGCUUAUUUCACAAGCAGAACAAGAUGAAAUUGAAGCUAGUCGGAAGAAAACCCAAUCCGAAGCAAGAGCUCGGAAAGAUGCUUUGAAAAAGCAAAAAUCAGAUGCAAGAAAGGACGAAAUUUAUCAGAAGAAGACAGUUGAAUAUCGCAGAAAGAAAGAAAAAGAGUUUAGGGAUAAGGCUCGCCAAGAUGGUAAGGAGCUUGGUGAGUUUGAGCUGCAAACCAUGCUUGACAAGCUCAUGGAGAAGCGAGAAGUGUGAUUCCUCACUGAAAUUUUGAUAUACUCAUGCUAAUCAGGAUUCCAGCGAGACAAAAACAGAAGAAAUAUACGUCGUUCGGGAGGAAAACCUCCAGGUGAGCAUGAGAAUGACGCCGUUUCAAAUUCUAGUCUGCCCAAUGGACUCGGUACGGCCGCGCAAGUUUCGUCUUCAGAUACUGCCAGCGAAUACAAUCACGUGGAAGAAUAUGACGAUCCUGAGGCGCAGGCUCUAAAAGAGCAUGAAGUCAGAACAGCCGAAAGCUUGAAGGCAUUGGCUGAAUCGCAUGCCGCUCGACGUUCCCAAAUAUCACCAGUGAAGGAAUUAGGACCACUCUUUAGCGACUCAUCAUCCUCUGAGUCCGAGGAGGAUCCUGAUGAUGAAGAAACGACACAGCGUUACAUCGAAAAUGUCCGGAAAAACGCUGCUGUUACCAAAGCUACCAACACCUGUAACGAAGUAGAAACUCCGACUGUGGAAGAGGUCGAUCUCGAGAAAGAUUUCGAAGCAGCCUUCGAAGAAGAGCUGCUUAUUGAAAGAGGAACCGAGACAACAGCCGCUGCACUAAACCCCGAUGGUCAUAGUGCGCAGUUUGUCGAACCAAUGCCUGAUAUGACUUCAUACUUUGAAGAAUCAUUAUCUCAACGGUCCUCUUUCACUUUAGCAGAGCAACUGACACAGCUCACAAUACCUAGCCAAAUAUCCCAGCCAGAGCGUGACGAGCCUCAAAAGCCCUCAUCAUAUUCCAUGGUCAACGUAUAUAUGGUAAUGACGCAAGUAAUUUUUCACGAACAUGAAGACGAAGCCGCCCUCAAGAAGAAGUUUUUUGAUGUCGAUAAGGCGAACAGAUAUGCUCAGUCUCUCGUCAACGAAUACAGGACCAAAAAGUACAUGCAGCAAGAGAUUGUGGAGAAGUGGGACAAGGAGUACAAAUAUUCCUGUCAAAUCAUUCACAAUGACCACAAAAUCACCAAGGUCUUCGUCCAAGCUAUCCCAAUGAAUCCCAAAGAUAUCGAUAAAUUUGAUCCACGACAGAUUAAUCCUAGAUUUGCCAAUCAAUACUACACGGUUGGAUAUGAGAAGAUAAUCGAGAAACUUGACCCUGAGACCCAGAAGGUCUGUAGGAUAGAGCGGACCACUGGAGUUAUUGAUGACAACAAACUUUACACAGCGUUGGAGAUGGCUAAUCAUGCCGCCGCCGAGUACCUCCUCGAGAACAUCAAACCUGAGGGGGAAGUGGAAGAACAUAAUACCUUGUAUUACGAACAAGUCCUUCCACAAGUAAGGACAGGGAGAGACGAUUGCACGAAUGGAGACGAAAUGUUUCAUUGCGAUUUGGAUAACGAAAUGAUUCCUUGGGCGGACUUCAAAUCCUUUGAGGUUAAAGUGCAAUCCUCUAAGACUGAGGGGCCUAUUAAUUAAACGCCAAUAUCACGAUCUCGGUGGUGGGUCAAUAUACGUUAACGUCAAUGGCACCUGGCUUUUUGAGAAAUAAUCCCUAGUUUGAUUUUUCACCACCACGCCACUUUUUACUUUCACCAAAUUACACUUUACAAGAAUUAAUAACCAACAUCUUCGAACAUGUCAUUUCCAUUACAAAAUUUCACAUUUCAUACGUUUAUCGCAGACAAUAUCAAUCAUUUCAGGAAUAUCUCACAAACUUCAACCCUUCGAAUCCCGAGAAAACAGCAAUUUCAACCUACGCUUUACGCACCAAAGUUUCCUAUCUUAUAUUAUUAUUAUUGUUACUCCAAUGCAUCAA